This is a messenger RNA of Drosophila busckii, 1560 nucleotides long. RefSeq names its product major facilitator superfamily domain-containing protein 10 (gene rtet). The transcript is spliced from 6 exons. The record is from RefSeq and is a predicted model, not a curated record. The coding region runs from base 84 to 1487 and encodes 467 amino acids. NCBI's taxonomy places the organism in Eukaryota, Metazoa, Arthropoda, Insecta, Diptera, Drosophilidae. Gene Ontology annotation, cellular component: brush border membrane. Gene Ontology annotation, molecular function: transmembrane transporter activity. Gene Ontology annotation, biological process: transmembrane transport.
AGUAGUAAAAGUUUAUAUCAAAUGUUUGGUAAUGCAAUCUGACCGUUGCUGGGCUACAUUCAACUUUCUCUUCUGGUGCCAACAUGUCCACGGUACGGAAUCGCCAGACGGAAGUGCUACAACAACGGAGCGGAACCAGCAACAACAAUAACAAUGAUAAGCCUACAGCAUCAAACGAGAAGGAGAAAAGUGAUCCUAUGAUCUACAUUAUAUUUGUAUCGCUACUUUUUGAUUUGCUUGCCUUCACCAUCAUUUUGCCGUUGCUGCCAUCGCUACUGGAGCACUACCGUUUGAAUGAUAGCUCCGGCUUGUAUGCAUCUCUUACGACGCGUGUACAAUGGUUCCAGCAGCUACUUGGCGCACCAGAUCGCUAUCUAUCUGUGCUCUUCGGCGGCUUUCUCGGCUCCAUGUUCAGUUUUCUACAGUUUCUAGCAAGUCCAAUUGUUGGUAGCUUGUCAGACUACUAUGGACGUAAACCAGUACUGCUAAUAUGCGCCCUGGGCAUAGCGCUGUCGUAUCUUCUCUGGGCCUGCUCCAGCAACUUUGCGCUAUUUGUUAUUGCGCGCAUUGUGGGUGGCAUUAGUAAGGGCAACAUUUCGCUAUGCAUGAGCGUUAUUACGGAUGUGUCCAGCGUGCGCACCAGAGGACGCGGCAUGGCACUGGUUGGUGUUGCCUUCUCGCUGGGAUUCAUAGUGGGCCCCAUGAUUGGCGCAAUGUUUGCCAUUUUCUCGAAUAAAACAGCCAGCGCUUGGUUUGUUUUACCCUCGCUGCUAGCAUUUGGUUUGGCAAUGGGCGAUGUUUUGCUUAUUAUUUUCUGCUUACGUGAAACUCUGCCAAAAGAGAAACGUGCCAAGGAAAUCUCAUCAGCCCUAUCAUAUGGCUUGCAAUUGCUCAACGUCUCUGCCAUAUUUAGAUUUGCUGCAAUCAAAAAUGUGCCCAAAAAGGAUAUACAAUCUCUACGAUCCAUUGGACUCAUAUACUUUACAUAUCUUUUUCUAUAUUCUGGCCUAGAGUUUACCGUUACGUUUCUUAUGUACCAUAAAUUUGGCUACACAUCAAUGGAUCAGGCGAAGAUGUUCCUUACUACAGGCAUCAUAAUGACACUGCUGCAGGGUUCAGUAGUGCGCCGUCUGCCAGAGGCCAAGAUUAAGAGCUAUGCCAUCUUUAGUUUGUAUUUAAUCGUCCCAGCCUUUGUUUUCGUGGGCUUGGCCGAAAAUAGUCGCAUGCUUUAUGCCGGCAUGACAUUAUUUGCCAUCUCAACGGCAUUUGCCGUCACCUGUCUGACCACCUUGGUCUCCAAAUACGGUAACGAUGAUCAGAAAGGCUCAGUAUUAGGCAUAUUUCGUUCUUUGGGAGCGCUGGCACGUGCCCUAGGUCCGGUUGUUGGGUCCAUAGCAUUUUGGUGUGUUGGCUCCAAGAUAACAUACAUAGCCGGCGGCGUAUUUCUCAUUUAUCCAGCCAUUGCCUUACAACGUGCUCGUAUUUAAAGUGCUAUAAGUACAAAGUUAGUUAUUUAUUUUCCAGAACAAAAUGCAACCGCUAGUAUUAACUGCAUUGUAU